CUGCUGAACCCAGCCAGCUCUCCCCGCGCUGGCCUCUGACUCACCCAUAGAUAAGCAACCACCAAGGCCACCAGUUCCAAGCCAGCAGUACUUGGAUUGUUUGCACGGCAAUUUAGGAGUUUCGGUUCCAGAACCACCAGCAGGUUGAGAGAAACGUCGACAAUCUCCUCGGGCUCAGCCCCAAAGUGAGAGGAUGAGGCUGGAAAGGCCACUUACCCUCCCUCCCUCCAACAGUGGAAGGUGCCUGUCCCCUCCCGGCAGGCGAGAAGCUGCCAUCUGCCCGGAUGGGCUCGGAGGUGUCCCGCACGCCAGGUCCUCGGCCCCGCCCUCCCCGCCCCCGCGCGCUUCUCACCUGCGGCCGCGUGGCCCGAGAGCGCACGGCCCCGGGCGCGGCGCGGACCCCCGAGCUCGCGGCGCUCGCGCAGCUCGUCCUCCUCGUCCUCCCGCCGCCGGCCCUCAGCCAUGGGCGAGGGCGAGCUACGGCCCCGGAGCUCCGCUCCACGGGCACCGAGUGCCCCGCGGGCAGCGAAGGCGGCCGGAGAGGCGGCGGCUGUGGAAACGGCCCCGCGCGGGAUUCACCUGCGGCGCGUAGCGGCCUCGUUCAGCGCAGCGCUGCGCUGCGCUCACCCUGGCCUGGCCCGGCCCGGCCCGGCCCGGCCUCCUCGGCCCGCUCCGCCCCGCCGCGCCGCGCCGCGCUCCGGCCCGGCCUCGCCCCCGCCGGGGAGGGGUCACCGCCGCCGCCGCCGCACGCGCUCGGCUCCACCUGCGGCCGGGGAGGGGAGCGGGCGGCCCGGCUCUUCCUGCCCCCGCGCGGUAUUCCGGCGUCAACAGGAAACCCAUUCGCCUGACACCGAAACAAAAGGAGGAGGAACCUGUCCCGGAGCCGGAGCCCAGCUUGCAGCUACGGGACAGCUGCGGCGGGGACUCGGGGCCGACUUGGAGAGCAGCUGAACUGACCUCUGCGCGGCGCGGUCGAGCCGAACUGGAGCAUGGAGGAUUUCCUUGGCGCUCCGUAAGGAACCUGUCAUUCGUACUCAUUUGUCCAGGCCCACGAAACGGAGAACACCAAGAGUGAGCUUCGGUGUCAGCCACGAUCUGCGGGUGACAAAAGUUGCAGUGGUGUGGGUUCCUCAGUUCUAACCAGUGUAGCACCCGGUGAGAGAUGAUGAUGAGGGGGAGGAGCUCUAUACCAUCAGCUAAAUUUUGUUGUGAACCCAAAGCCCCUCUUCAAAAUAGUGUAAUUACCUGGAAGAUUGAGGCAGGAGGAUCAUGAGUUCAAGACCAGCUUGCUUGACCAACACUGCGAACUCUGACUCAAAGCAAACAAAAAAUUUAACAAAAGUAAAUCUAAAAAUGAUGCCUAGCACUGUGGCACAUGCCUGUCAUCUCAACACUUUCAGGAGCCCGAAGCUGGAGGAUCACAAAUUCAAAACCCAGCCUGUACAAUUCAGCAAGUUAGCUAGACCCUUUCUCAAAAAAAAAGGUGUGGGGAGGGGGAUACUGAGGACAUGAAGACAUAGUUCAGUGUGAAGUUCCAGGGUCAAUCCUCAGUAGCAAUACACAAAGAAAGCCUAGUUUUUUAAAUAAGACUAGGGAGAUAGCUCAGCAAUCAAAUACUUGCCUAGCUUGCACAGGGCCUUGGAUUCAAUCUCCAGCCCCGCAAAAAAUAAAAUAAAAUAAAAUAAAAUAAAUGAAUGAUUGACCAAGAGAUGGAAGAGGGUGGAGGUAUAGAGUUAAGAUAUAUUUAUACCAACUGCCCGUGAUGAAGGUAAUCAUUGUCUGCUGUACAUAUGUGCUAAUAAAAAAUUUAAUAUUUGAA
Cavia porcellus (domestic guinea pig) is the source of this 1819-nucleotide messenger RNA. RefSeq names its product sterile alpha motif domain-containing protein 1-like. The transcript is spliced from 2 exons. NCBI's taxonomy places the organism in Eukaryota, Metazoa, Chordata, Mammalia, Rodentia, Caviidae. The coding region runs from base 285 to 848 and encodes 187 amino acids. The record is from RefSeq and is a predicted model, not a curated record.